AUGGCGCUGUCUCCGAUCGCUAAGGCCACUUUGCAGGCGACGCUGAUGAGCGCGGGGUCUAAUGUGGUCGCACAGGCCAUUACUUCGUAUCGCGAAGAGAAACCAUUUGAGCUUGACUCUCAAGCUCUGUUCCAGUUUACAACGAGCGCGCUGAUUCUGUCGCCUCUGUCAUUCCUCUGGCUCGAGGGGUUGGAGUCGCGUUUCCCCAGCUUCAUCAAUGACAAACCGACAGCGACCGGAAAGGCAAAAACCAACAAGAAGAAGCCAAAGCUCAACGUGAGAAACACAGUGGCGAAAAUUAUUGUCGAUCAGGUUAUCGGCGGAGCAUGGAAUACCGUCGCCUUCAUCGCGACGAUGGGUUUGUUGCGGGGCCAGGACUAUGAAGUCAUCAAGGGCCAGAUACAGAAUGACUUUUGGCCCAUAAUGCUGGCCGGGCUGAAAUUGUGGCCCUUUGUCUCGAUUUUGAACUUUACCGUUGUCCCCGCUGACAAGCGACUGCUUGUUGGAAGUCUGUUUGGUGUUGUCUGGGGGAUUUAUCUCAGCCUUAUGGCAGCAUAG
Molecule: messenger RNA, 558 nt
Organism: Aspergillus calidoustus
Lineage: Eukaryota; Fungi; Ascomycota; Eurotiomycetes; Eurotiales; Aspergillaceae
Source: the annotation of a GenBank genome assembly